AUGGAUAAAACGCCAGCGCCCAUAUUCCGAAAGCAGCGAGGUCCUGCACCUCCGUCCUCGGCGAUACCCUCUUCUUCUCCCGCCUUUGGCACUCCUGUUCACCCUCUCAAGCCAUUCGCCGUCAACGCCCCCAAAGCCGCGAUAUUACCUAUAAUUCUGCCUCCGCCGACGCUGCGACCCCUCGCUUUCCGCACAUUCACAAAAAAACACUCCCUCACACUCACAUCUUCGGCUCUGCAGGAACUCGCUGCCUUCAUUGGCAGGCACUGCGGUUCAGGAUGGCGCGAAGAGGGUUUGGCCGAGAGGGUGCUCGAGGAAGUCGCACGAAGCUGGAAGAAUCGCAAUGGAGGUGUCAUUGUUGAAGGGUCGAGUAAAGAGAUGCAGGAAAUUCUCAAGACUCUCGAGGGCAACAUGAGCGGUGGCAGGAUCACGGGGCCAGCAAGAGGGCUGCCACGAGGAGACAGUAUGCUCGACCUAAACGACAACGAUGCUUUGAACACACGCUUGGGACUCCGACCAGCAGAAGUGAGGAGAGAAGAUAGCAACUCCAGCUUUGGAAUAUCAGGAUUGGGUGUCGAUGAGGAGCAAGAGGAGACGGAGACGAACGAUCCUCGGGCCUGGCUCAAGAUCGUGAAUGCUUACGAGCAACCUAGAUUCAUAUAUAACGUGGCCAAGAAGCAUUUCGAAAAGGAUCCUUCGCCCCCCUCAUUGCUACCUCCAGCAUCGCACAAAACGACAGUCUUCCGCAACCGCUACCAUGUUAUCCACCAACGUCUUCUCCGCAACGAAUCCUUUCAGUCGUCUGCUGUCUCUUCUUCUCGCAAACACAAGCUCGACCAUUCUCUAUCCAACAAGCAAUUGCUCAAACUCACACCAAUAGCCAAUAUGCUAGGUCGUCAUGGCAGUAGUCACAUGUUGUUAGGACUUCUGGUUAUCCUUCCCACCGGCGAUCUCGCCAUCAGCGAUUUGACUGGUACCAUUGCCCUUGAUCUCUCUCAGGCUGUGGCUAUACCUGAGGACUCGGCAUGGUUUUGUCCCGGCAUGAUCGUGCUCGUAGAUGGUGUCUACGAAGAGGAAGAUGAAUCCGUGGGCAAGGGUCUCAGUGGCAGCAGUGGUGUUGGAGGUACUCUAGGUGGUCGCUUCCAAGGCUUCUUCAUCGGCCAACCUCCAUGUGAACGACGCAAAGCCACUCUUGGUAUCAGCGGCCCCGAUGGCGGCCAGGAGCAAAUCAUAGGAGGUGGCUUUGGCUGGAUUGACUUCUUAGGCGUCGGCAGUGAGCGCGCCUUGGGUACCAAGAUGCGCAGACUAGAGAGCCGCCUCCUCCGAUCUAGAGCAGAAGACGAUGCGCCAUCUCGUGGGCGUGUAGUUAUCAUCGGCGAGCUGAACCUCGACCAGCCCCGAACUCUUCAAGCCUUGCGCAAAAUUCUUUCGACAUAUGCCUCCGAACCCGAAGGAUCAGUACCCUUGACAUUUGUGCUGAUGGGUAACUUCACUCAGUAUGCCGUGCUCGCACGCGGAGGUAGUGGUGGAGGUAUCGAAUACAAGGAAUACUUUGAUUCCUUGGCUUCAACUCUUAGCGACUUCCCAACACUACUUCAGUCGUCUACGUUUGUCUUUGUCCCUGGCGACAACGAUGGCUGGGUCUCUUCCUUCACGGCGGGUGCUUCCGUACCGUUGCCUCGAAAGCAAGUACCAGACAUGUUCACAUCUCGAAUUCGUCGUGUUUUUGCGACAGCCAAUGGCGAAGCGGGAGGAAAGACAAAUGGCACGGCGGUAUGGACCUCGAACCCAAGCCGAAUAAGUCUUUUCGGGCCCAACCACGAGCUUGUUCUUUUCAGGGAUGAUGUAUCUGCUCGUCUGCGCCGAGCCUCAGUCCGUCUCAAGCCGAAAGCCAAUGAUGCUACUGCAGACGAGACGCAAAGCUCGAAUCCCAAUCCUCCUGAUGACGUCCAGCCUAUGGAUAUUGACGCUGCUCAUCAUGGUGAUCCAACUGCCACUGCGGCUGCAUCACCUGCCAGUCCCCUUGUUCCUCACGACAUACACGCCGCCCAGAAGUUGGUGAAAACUGUCCUCGAUCAAGGUUACCUCGCCCCUUUUCGUCAGGUCAUCCGCCCUGUUCACUGGGACUAUGCAUCAUCUUUACAUAUAUACCCGUUACCCACUGCUAUGGUGCUGCUUGACACAACCGCACCACCAUUUUGUAUUACCUAUGAAGGCUGCCACGUUAUGAACCCUGGCAGUGUCCUUGUACCAGGUCGCAAGGGUGUUGCUCGGUGGGCAGAGUAUGAGGUUGGCCGUGAAGGUAAACUAAGAGAAUGUACUAUCUAG
Fusarium pseudograminearum CS3096 is the source of this 2328-nucleotide messenger RNA. RefSeq lists its product as uncharacterized. Bases 1 to 2328 code for a protein of 775 amino acids. Lineage: Eukaryota; Fungi; Ascomycota; Sordariomycetes; Hypocreales; Nectriaceae. The transcript is spliced from 2 exons. Gene Ontology annotation, molecular function: DNA binding. Gene Ontology annotation, biological process: DNA-templated DNA replication; error-prone translesion synthesis. The record is from RefSeq and is a predicted model, not a curated record. Gene Ontology annotation, cellular component: epsilon DNA polymerase complex.